GUCAGAAACUGAAAGGGGCUGCUCCAGCUACCGGCCCCUGCUUCACCUCUCCUGCUGGAGCACGGCGACGAGCGGCGGCGGCGGCGGCUCUUCCCAGACACUCGUCGUCCUUGCUUCCUACUCGCCCGGUGCCGGGAGAAGCAUCCCCACGGCCACCCGGGUGCAGAUGUGCCUGGAGACGGGACAGCCGACACGAGGAGCGUCGUGGGGUGAGACAGGGGAGGGGCCGGUGGCAGCCGUGCCCAGAGUCUGGAACAGACUUGUCUCUCUUCUGAGACCUCUCUUCUCUCUUCCCAUGGGGAGUGUGUGUUCUCAUCUUUCUUUCUGGAAAAGAGUUGCUGGAAUUGUCUUCUGUCUUGUUGUGAUUUUCAUCUUAAUAGGGGUUAUCUUAUAUUCACCUGCAUUACUAGACCUGGAGCCAUGCCCUGAUGACUGGCUGUAUUACAAGAGGAAAUGUUACUAUCAUUCAGGAUCUGUGGCAGACUGGAAUUCUAGUCAGAAGUUCUGCUCUGACUUUGGAGCUUCCCUUGCAGUAAUUGACCACCCCCAAGAUCUGGAAUUUAUAGUAUAUCGAAUGCGCACUAUAGACUUCUGGAUUGGACUACAAAAGACAGAAAAUAAAUUCUUCUGGGUGAAUGGAGAGUCACUUAACACAAACCUGUUUCAUGUCAAUAUAUCAGAUGAUGGAGAUUGUGUCCACAUAAAUUCAGCAUUUGUCUCUACCAAAAAGUGCUCUUCACAGAGGAACUGGCUUUGCACCCUUGGUCAGUUUGAUCCAAAGACAAUCUCUUAAUAGGGAACAGCUGGCUGUGCAAAUACAGAGACUCAGCAGGUUGCUGAGGUAGGCUCCAGAAGGGCCUUGAAUAUCUCCAGAGGAGACUCCACAACCUCCCUGGGCAGCCUGUUCCAGUGCUCUGUCACCCUCACCGUGAAGAAGUUCUUUCACAUGGUGGUGCAGAACUUCCUGUGCUCUGUCUUGUA
Molecule: messenger RNA, 981 nt
Organism: Anas platyrhynchos (mallard)
Lineage: Eukaryota; Metazoa; Chordata; Aves; Anseriformes; Anatidae
Product: C-type lectin domain family 2 member L
Source: RefSeq, a predicted model, not a curated record